CCCCGCCCGUCAGCCGCCAUCUUCGCGCGGCCGUUCGUUUGGUUGUGGCCGCCUCAGCUCGCGCGGUGGUCGACGACUCCUCUGCAUCCUCCCUCGUCGUCGUUGUCGUCCUCCUUCUCUCCGCGAGUUCCUCUCGCUUACCGCCACGCAUCUCUCGUUCUCCUCGGAAGAACCUCGCCCCGCCUCCGCGAAGCAAUGAGACGCGGCCGAGUGUAGCCGCGGCGUCCGUUCCCGCCUCCCGCGCGCGCUUCCUCAUUGUUUCUCCUUCGAUCUGCCGGCGGCGCGCACAGCAAAGCAACAGGCAGGAUGUUCUGGAAGUUUGACCUGCACACGACGUCGCACAUCGACACGCUGCUGGAAAAGGAUGAUGUGACGCUUGCCGAGCUCAUGGAUGAGGAUGACGUGCUGCAGGAAUGCAAGUCCCAGAACCGCAAGCUCGUCGACUUCCUGGUGCACCCGCUCGCCAUGCAGGAGCUUGUGCGCCUCAUCACCCAGGAGCCGGCCGAGGACCUCGACGAGAAGAUCCGAUACAAGUACCCGAAUGUGGCGUGCGAGCUGCUGACGGCCGACGUGACGCAGAUUAACGACCGGCUCGGGGAUGACGAGGCCCUGCUGGCGCGCCUCUACGCCUUCCUAGAGCAGGAGCCACCCCUGAACCCGCUCCUCGCCAGCUUCUUCAGCAAGAUCAUGGGCAUCCUCAUCAGCAGGAAAACUGAGCAGAUUAUUGACUUCCUACGGAAGAGGGACGACUUUGUGGGUCUGCUACUCAAGCACAUUGGCACAUCGGCCAUUAUGGACCUGCUGUUCCGCCUGCUCACGUGUGUUGAUCCCCCCAAGCUCAAGCAGGACGUGCUCAACUGGCUGAAUGAACAGAGGUUGAUUCAGAGGCUAAUUGAGCUGAUUCACCCUUCUCAGGAUGAAGAUAGACAUUCAAAUGCGUCUCAGUCACUGUGUGACAUCAUCCGGUUGAGCCGGGAGCAGAUUAGCCAGGUGCAGGAGAACCCAGAGCCAGACCCCCUGCUCACAACCCUGGAGAAGGAAGAGACCAUAGAGCAGCUUGUGAGCAACAUGUUUGAUGGUGAGAAAAACGAGUCUGCCCUGGUGAAUGGAAUCCAGGUGCUCCUCACCCUGCUGGAGACAAAGCGCCCAACGCUCGAGGGACAGCUGGACCUGUUCCCACAGACCACCGAGCGACCGCCGGUGGCCGUGAGUGGUAGCACAUUGCAGGGCAUCAAGGCACGGUUAAAAGACUUCCACGCCUUAUUGCUCGAGCCCCCAAAGAAGAAUGCCAUGACUACAACAAUAGGGGUGCUGGAGCCCCCACUGGGGAACACGCGGCUGCACGUGGCCAAGCUCGUGUCGGCCGUGCUGCAAACCAACACACAAGCACUUAAUCAGCAGCUCAUGCAGCUCGACACCAUCGCUGUGCUGCUGGACCUUUACUUCACGUACGUAUGGAACAACUUCUUGCACUUACAAGUGGAGCAGGCGGUCACCACAAUCCUCAACAACCCCCCCAGCACAGAGGAGAGCGACGAUCCUGGGACAGAGGACGGAGUGGACGUCAGGAGGGAAAACGCCUCGGUAAAAAGUCUUUUCCAAAGGUGUCAACUUGUACAAAGGAUGCUCGGUGCGUGGGAGUCAAACGAAAAAGAACAGGAGGAAGGUGGAAGGCGGAGGGGCUACAUGGGCCACCUGACCAGGAUAGCCAACGCUGUGGUGCAGAGCGCGGAGAAGGGACCCAAUGCUCUUCUCAUCAAGGAGCUGCUCACAGAGCUUCCAGACGACUACAGGGAGCGGUGGGACGUGUUUGUGGGCAGCGCACUGGUGGACAUCAACAAAAAGAACACAGUAGAUUUGGUGAGGAGCCUCGUGAGCCCCUACAACCAGCACUCGUCGAGCGAGGAUGACGAUGCAGACAUCAAGGACAUCGGAUUCCCCCCGGAUGCCUCCCUGCAGCAGGCCUUCUCUGAUUAUCAGAUGCAACAAAUGACGUCCAAUUUUGUUGACCAGUUUGGCUUCAGUGAUGAGGAGUUCGCCGAGCAGGAAGACAAUGUGAACGCUUCCUUUGAUAGAGUAUCUGAAAUAAAUUUUGCCAUGAAUGCAAACGACGAAAGCCAAAACGCGGCGCUGUUUGAGGCGUGCUGCAAUGAGCGCAUCCAGCAGUUUGACGACGAGAGUGGCGCGGACGAGGAGGACAUCUGGGAGGAGAAGCAGAUCACAUAUGCCACCAACGUCAAAGUCCGGCAGAGGUUUGGUGUGUUGUAUUCGACCAGCAAUACGGGCAAAACGUCGGGCGAUAGUGGGGGCAGCGAAGAGAGCACAGACUCGGAGGAGGACGUGGAGGAGGAGGACGUGAGCGUCAAGCCCUGCCGCCACUCGGCCAACAACAACAACGCGGAAGACCGAAUGGAUGUCGACGGUGCUGACGCUUCAGGUCCCGGAUGGACAGCGCGAUUUGAUGACGUGGCGAUGGACACGGGGGGUGGGGCAUCUGCCGACGGUGACGUGGGAGGACGGGCGGGUGACAGCAGCAGCACCAGCAGCAGCUCCAGUUCGUCUCCAGCUGUAGUGGACACAGGCUCCAGUCUGUGGGAGAACGCAGGGGGCAGCCCUGGACCUGGGCAGCAGGGCCUCAGCUGGGCUGAUUUUCCUGACACCAAACCCAAAACCUCCAGUCUCUCGGUCACCGGCCCCAGGAGUAGCUCUCCCAUCGCAAUGGAAACUGGCCCUGACACCACCGACCACACGAACAAGCACGCGGCCUCGCAGACGGCCGACCUACCACCGGUGGUGAAGCAGCAGCAGCAGCAGAAGCCCGAAGGUGGCAGCAGUAGCAGCAGCAGUUUGCACACAGCACGGGCUGUUGCACCGGGCGUGCCUUCGGACGAUGACAACAGUUCAUCAGGAGGCUCGGACAGCGACGAUCACGAGGAGGUGGCGGCGGCGGUAGUCGGGGCGUCGCCGACGUCCUCUUCUGCUCCCGGCGGAGCUGCCAGCAGUGCCGUCUCGCGGCCCGGGGGCUGUGUUGUCACGGAAACGAUCACGACGGGCUCCGUGCAGGAGACCGUGUGCCUCACCAUGGACGCGAAGAGCGAGACGGCGGUCUUCAAGAGGUGCAGGAUCUUUAGGUCAACAUGUAGAUGCAGUGACGCGGCGGAUGUGGUGAGCUCGGAUGACGUUCCCAUCACCGAGAUGUCCCUCAGUGGCUCCGAGUCUCCUCAAAGUCCAGUCGCGCAGCCCCCACGGACUACUGGCCCAGCGGACAGGAGUUCCCCGGGCCAUGAGGAGCCUGGCAAGGAUCUGGCGAUAGCGGUGCCCGUAGAGAAUGGACCUCUGGAGGAAGUCCUGCCAGAAACCCUGCCCAGGUGAUGCCGGCCGGAGCCACUUGCUGCUGGUGAAGUCAUGACAAGCGUCUCGUCAGCUUAGUGGUGAAGUGCGGCGCAAACGUUUGAUUUCGUCGUGGCUGGGGGAAAUCUCACACUCGUCGAGGCUGGGGAAGUCUUAUCAGAACAAGUCGCAAAAACAAUAAAAAGUGUAAAGUUGUUCCCAGCGUACGCCUCGAUAUCCAGCCUAGGUCUUUUAACGGUGCGCAUUGAAAGCUCGGCUGUAUUUUUACCAUUGUCCCCUCCCAAAUUCGUUCAGCCACUAAACCUCAGAAUAUAUUAUUGAGUAAAAGAAGAGAGCAAUAUUAUAAUAUAGCAGCCCUGUUAUUGCGUUUUGCGUGUGCAAGGAAAUAAUUGGGGAGGGGGGUGGGGAGGAUAACAACCGAUGUAAAUUGACGUUUUAAGUUUAGAGUUGUGCAGAUUUUUAAUCGCAAACCCCCUAAGUGUUUUCAAAGGGUAACAGUGGAGAAAAGGAUAAACUUUCCCAGCGGAAUGGCACAUCACAGGACUAGCACAUACGUUUUGACAGCAGGAACAUAUUUUUGUUUAAGUAAGGUAAUAUAUGGCCUGUACUUUUUUGAAAGCAGCAAAGUUUUGCAAAAAAUAUACAUUAAACAUUUUUAAAACGGCAACACAGAAUGGUCAUUCAGUCUUGGCAAGGAUCGUAUUGUUUAAUACAUCGCUUUGGAAUUAACGUUAGAAAGAAAUGUGCAAAUAUAUAUUGUACGUCUGAAACUAAUAUAAUGAAUGGACCAUUUCAAAUCAUGUAAUUAACUAAACAUACCCUGACUAAACAUACCCUGACGUGAGACAUUGGACGCGAUAAUAAAUGAUCAUGGUUGUUUUGUCGAAUGGUUUGACGUUUCUAAAUUAAAAUCGACAAACCAAAUUGAUGGUGAAGCUACAAAGGAGGCUUCUGAUGUGAGCAAACGCCAUUGCUGAACGUGCUGUCGACUACGCUUACUGUGUAACUGUUCCUGUGUUUGCAUCUUGUACAAAAUACAGCUGAAUUAGCAGCCCGGAGGAGUAACGUUGUGGUUAUCUUAAUUUCUGCCAAACCAUACCCUUCUCCACACCACCUCCCCCUCCUCCCCACAUUCCCAAAGGCCCCGUCUUUCCCAACAGAAACUAAAUCCUGGCCAGAUUGUAGAAUUGCAGUGUAUACUUGGAUAUUUUGGAAUUGCUUGUAUUAAACCAAUUGCCAUAAAUACAACUUGAGUGGCUGUUUAAUAAUAAGGCUGUCGGUGCCACUGUUGAUGUUUUACCAAGUGUUUGAUUAAACUUAACGCAAAUGCUUCUAUAUGCACUCUCGAUUAUGUUCCGUGUGAUUCAGGUAGCUUUGUAUUAUUAUAAAGUCUUUCCCCCCCCCCCACCCCCUUUCGUUGAAUGCAAUUACAAAAAAAUGCCCUUAUUUUUUCCUCCCUUGUUGGAUCUUCCCUUUCCCUCCCCCGUCCACCAUGACCUUUCCCUCUAAAAAAAAUUGUUGAUAAAAUAACCGUUGUGUACAGAG
Molecule: messenger RNA, 4896 nt
Organism: Lethenteron reissneri (Far Eastern brook lamprey)
Lineage: Eukaryota; Metazoa; Chordata; Hyperoartia; Petromyzontiformes; Petromyzontidae
Product: serine/threonine-protein phosphatase 6 regulatory subunit 3-like
Cellular component (GO): cytosol; nucleus
Molecular function (GO): protein phosphatase regulator activity; protein phosphatase binding
Source: RefSeq, a predicted model, not a curated record